Molecule: messenger RNA, 1743 nt
Organism: Gryllus bimaculatus (two-spotted cricket)
Lineage: Eukaryota; Metazoa; Arthropoda; Insecta; Orthoptera; Gryllidae
Source: the annotation of a GenBank genome assembly
AUGCAAGUCGAGGAUGUCCUGCUAAUCGAACAAUCAGGAUUGUCUGCUAUCGAACAAUCGAACAGAAAGAUGAUCGCCGUAAGUCGAAAAUCGAACAGUAGACGUCGUCCUGAAGUCGAACAAGUAGACGAUCGUCCUGCAAGUCGAACAAGAUGGAGGAUCGUCCUGCAAGUCGAACAAGUGGCAGUCGUCAUCCAAGGAUCGCAGCAAUUCGAACAAGUGGAGGAUCGUACAGCAAUUCGAACAAGUGAGGAUCGUCCUGCAAGUCGAACAAGAUCAUCUGCAAGUCGAACAAUCGAACAAGUGGGAGAUCGUCCUGAAGUCGAACAACAAUGGGAUCGUCCUGCAAGUGCAACAAGUGGAGGAUCGUCCGCAAGUCGAACAAGUGGAGGAUGUCCUGCAAGUCGAACAAGUGAGAUCGUCCUGCGAACAAUGGAGAUCGUCCUGCAAGUCAAACAAGUGGAGGAUCGUAACAGCAAUUCGAACAAUGGCAAGGAAUCGUGCAAAUCGACAAUCGAGGAUCGAUCGUCCUGCAAUUCGAACAGUCGAGGACCGUCCUGCAAAUCGAACAAUCAGAACAAUGCCGAGGAUCUCCAACCAAGUCGAACAAAUCGGGGAAUGCUCUUUAGGCCACGCCGGAGGGUAGCGUUUAAAACGCUAGGGGACGGUGACCCCGAAAAGAAACCCACGAUGGAAGGCCCUCAGGAUCAACCGUUACGCACCGGCAGCCGGGUGGGCAAGCAGCCCCCGGCGGUCGUCAACCAGCGACUGCAAAUCUCAGCGACCGUGCAGGUUUUAACCCCUUUUCUGGAAAGUCAAAACUGCGGAGAUCGCCUCCAAGUACCCCAACCACUCCAGGAUACCUACCGACCAGCGGAAGCGAAAUCAAGCACGGCUGCGACGAGAUGGCGCGGCAAAUCCGCCGCCAAGGACUUACACACGGAACUUGAUGCUGCAGGUUGGGGGAGAGAGAGGAUGUUGGAUGUGUACUUAUCUGAGGAUUGUCCUGCUAAUCUGAACAAUCGAACAAGUAGAGGAUCGUCCGCAAGUCGAACAAUCGAACAAUCGAACAAUCGAACAAGUGAGAUCGUCCUGCAAGUCGAACAAUCGAACAAUCGAACAAGUGGAUGGAUCGUCUGCAAGUCGAACAAGUGGAGAUCGUCAUGCAAGUCGAACAAUCGAACAAUCGAACAAGUGCGAGAUCGUCACACGUCGAACAAGAACAAAUCGAGGACCGUCCUGCAAUCGACAAAUCGAACAAGGCCGAGGAUCGUCGCAACAAAUGUGAGUGUUGAUUUUUCGCUGAACGCCUUCCCGCACACGUUGCAACUGUGCGGGCGUUCUCCCGUGUUGACUUUUUUGCUGAAUGCUUUACCGCACACGCUGCAGCUGUGCGGGCGUUCUCCCGUGUGCUGUUUUUGGCUGAAUGCUUUACUGCACACGCUGCAACUGUGCAGGCGUUCUCCCGUGCUUGAUUUAUGGCUGAAUUCCUUACCGCACACGCUGCAACUGUGCGGGCGUUCUCCCGUGUGCCGUUUUUGGCUGAAUGUUUUACUGCACACGCUGCAACUGUGUGGGCGUUCUCCCAUGUGCUGUUUUUGGCUGAAUGCUUUACUGCACACGCUGCAACUGUGCGGGCGCUCUCCCGUGUGCGUUGAGUUUUUUGCUGAAUGCUUUACCGCACACGCUGCAGCUGUGCGGGCGUUCUCCAGUGUGAAUGCGCAUAUGAGAUGCGAGUGUUGA